AUGGGUCGAGUUUAUGGUCGUGGCAAGGGUAUCUCAUCUUCAGCAAGGCCAUAUAGGCGUCGUUCACCUACAUGGAUGAAGCUAAAGGCAAUAGAGGUUGAAGAUUUAAUUUCGAAACUAGCACGUAAAGGUUUAACACCAUCCCAAAUUGGUGUUACAUUACGUGAUUCUCAUGGUGUACCAAUGGUUCAGUCUGUAACUGGUAGUAAAAUUUUGAGGAUAUUGAAGAAAAAUGGAUUAGCUCCAGAAAUCCCAGAAGAUUUGUAUUUCUUGAUCAAACGUGCUGUUUCUAUUCGCAAACAUCUUGAGAAAUUCAGAAAGGAUACAGCUGCUAAAUACAGACUUAUUCUUGUUGAGUCUCGUAUUCAUCGCCUUGCUAGGUAUUUUAAACGUUCAAAGCAACUUCCAGCAAACUGGAAAUAUCAAGCAGCUACUGCUUCUACACUAGUAGCCUAA
Cryptosporidium muris RN66 is the source of this 456-nucleotide messenger RNA. RefSeq names its product 40S ribosomal protein S13, putative. Gene Ontology annotation, biological process: translation. Gene Ontology annotation, cellular component: ribosome; nucleolus; cytosolic small ribosomal subunit. NCBI's taxonomy places the organism in Eukaryota, Apicomplexa, Conoidasida, Eucoccidiorida, Cryptosporidiidae. The record is from RefSeq and is a predicted model, not a curated record. Bases 1 to 456 code for a protein of 151 amino acids. The transcript has a single exon. Gene Ontology annotation, molecular function: small ribosomal subunit rRNA binding; structural constituent of ribosome.